UCUCUACUUUUUUGUUUUGUUUUCUAAACACAUCUUUACGUCUACUUAAGUACAGUGUGAGUACAGUUGCCACUUCUGCCGUUUUGGUGUUAUACAGUGCAUCUUACUUCAUUAAUUCCUACUAAGUGAAAAUAAAUCUAUUUUAUAUUUAUAAUAAUGCAGCUAUCGUGUAAAUUCAAGAUGGAAAAAAAUGUGGGCCUAAUGGGGGCAAUCCAACUUUGAAAGUCCUUACUCAGAUGACGUUCUUCUUUCUUUUUUUCUUCGUUUUUUUUUUUGGUCUCGUGCGGUAGCUAGUUGUAGCCGUUAGCCUUAAUUGUUGCUAAGCUAGCUGUUACUUGGAUGCAUUUUAGUUUUCUUCUCCCUUGUUCAAACAAUUUGAGACAUUUUAAGGUGUCAUUCUAACUUUUAGUGUACUAUAUGGCUCUGUUAAACGGUGUAAAUCUUGAUAAAUUAAUAGAAGAAUACACCGUACUUGAAAAUACAAUUACAGAGUUAAAUGGCAAAGCCAUCCUGUUGGAGACGAUGCUAGACGACGCUAAAAGACACGUGAAAUGUUAUGAGACCAAGGAAAAAGUUGCCACAGAAGAAAGGGAUGCCCUACUUGCCACAGUGAACAACCUGCAGCAGGCUUUACAGGAGCAGUGCGAGCUCAGAGUGGCGAAUGAGACAUUGAGGCGCAAUAUGGCAGUCUUGAGGCAACAAAGUAAAAGAACAGCAGAGGAUGGAAAGGCUGAGAUCCAACGACUGCUCGGUGAAAUGAAAGCACAGACAGAGAGCCACAAGAGGGGGCUAGAGACUGUAACGCAAGAGUGCCGGCGACAGCUGGCGCAGGCCCACAAAGAAGGUUUUAGUCAACUGCAAGCCAAAGAGGCUGAAUUUAUGAAGUUAGUGGAGCAAAAGGAUCUGGAUCUGGAGGAGAUGAGCAGGAAGCUAAAGGACCAGGAGAGAAAACAGCAAAGUGAGCUUUUGAAGUUGCAAGUGGAGUUUGGUGAAAAGUUGGGAAGAAUUCAGAAUACUGCUCAGAUGAGCCAGUACCAGCAGAAAAACCAUGACUCUGUUUUUACUGCACAACAUUUCUUCAAGAGGCGGGUCGUCGGCGCGCUCACGUCUGGCGAAGGUGUGCUGGGAGCGGCCACGGCCAGCGCGACAAGUCAUCGCGGUGGGUUCGUUUGAUUUAGAUUUUUGUCUUCCCAGUUCCACUCCACAUACCAGCCCCUCUGCCCCCUGACCCUCACGGCCCCUGACAGUAUGCUGUGAGUGGCCACGGCGGCCAGCUGGUCGCCCAUCCCGGUACUAUCAUUGUCAAGCACAAUUCACCAAGCGUUGGAUUGUUGGCCCACUUACUCUAUAGGGAACCUGAUGGGUGGGUGAAAAUUUAAAAGAGAGGGGGGAUAUUUUUAGGUUAUUCAUGCUUGUCAUCCGCUCCCAUUCAUUUGAAUUGAACCUGGCACAAUGAAUGAUCAUUGCUGACGACAAUGAAUGCAAGCUUCACUAUUUCAUCCAGUGUUACAUCAUAAAUUAUGAAUAUGGUUUAGUAUUGUUUUAAAACACAACAUGUCAACUUUGCAGACUGCAUAUGUAUGGCUAAAGACUGGCUUGCUUAAAACCUGGAAAUGCCCUGUUGCCGUUCCACUUUGUUGAGUGGGUGGGUACCAACCACGAUGUGGGCAGGUACUUGAGUAUGAAUUGUCAAAGCUACAUGAAACAGUCUGUGAUUUCAAAUUCACCCGUUUUGCCAGCCUUAUGCUGUUUAUUGUCUUUUGCCUUCAGUCGACAAACCGCAUAGAUGUCAAACCAUGUAACAGACUCAUUUUGACCAAUGUGCAUAAAACAAUAGAACAAAAAUGGAUUCUGAUGGAAGGAUUUGACAAACAUCUGUUAUUUGUUAUUAGAUUCAUUUUACUUAGAAUAGAUAGGAAAAUGCCUUACUUCCAUAGUGACUGUAGGCCAGAGAAUAAACAAUCGUUGAAUUUUCAAAAAAAAAAAUGGAGGCAGUCUUGUAGGUCAUAACUCAUACAGUAUAUUAGCAAAUGUUCUGGGAAAUGUAAUCUUUGUGUCCAGGAUGUGCAUGU
Molecule: messenger RNA, 2072 nt
Organism: Phyllopteryx taeniolatus (common seadragon)
Lineage: Eukaryota; Metazoa; Chordata; Actinopteri; Syngnathiformes; Syngnathidae
Product: coiled-coil domain-containing protein 152-like
Exons: 8
Coding region: 418-1173 (251 amino acids)
Source: RefSeq, a predicted model, not a curated record